AUGGAUCGAUGUCGGGCGUUUGGCUCGCGCGUGAAGGAUGUCAAUGAAAAGCGCGGGAAAGUCAUCUCUCGCGUUGGGUGGACGCGCUUGGCGCUGGCGACGCGAUCGAGGCACGGACGGUCGUUGCCGAUCGAUCGUCGAGUCGUUCGCGCGGCUCCAGUGGUGAAAGCGAGCGAGUUGGAGACGACGAUGGAGCGUCGGGGGACGACGCGAGUGCGCGAGCUGUCGAACGCGCACGAGGGCGUCGAACGGUGGAUCGUCUUCAGUGAUUUACACGUCAGUAAGCGCACGAUGGAGACGUGUCGAGAAGUUUUGAGAAGGGUGAGCGAAGAAGCUCGAGCGAUGAAGGCUGGGGUGGUGUUUUUGGGGGAUUUUUGGCACGCGCGCGGGGCGAUUCCGGUGGAGCCGCUGAACGAGGCGCUGCAGCUAAUGUCGAGCGCGAAUUGGACGGCGCCGACGAUUAUGAUCCCAGGAAAUCACGACCAAGUCACUGCGGGUGGAAUGUCUCACGCGUUGACGCCCUUGGCGAAGGCGAACGCUAAUAUCGUCGUGUUCGAUGGACCGACUCUGUACGGCGGAGCGCUCUGGUUGCCGUACCGAAGAAACGCAGACGAACUGAAGCGGGCGAUUCAGGAGACCAAAGGAGAGUUUAACGCGAUAUUUUGUCACGCGGAUGUCAUCGGGGCAUCAAUGAACGAGACGUUUCAGGCGCGUGAUGGGCUUGAUCCCGCGUUGUUCGGAGGUGCGAACACGUACACGGGGCACUACCACAAGCCGCACGUCGUGCCGAACACGAACAUCACGUACGUCGGAUCACCGUACGAGGUCUCGCGUUCGGAGGCCGGUCAGAAGAAAGAACUUAUCGUCUUGGACGCACGCACUUGGGUUGAAGGCUCCAACACGCGAGUUGAGUUGAACAUCGGUCCCAAGCACUUUGCCGUGGAGGGACUCGACGCCGGCGUCCCAACGAGCGCUCGCGCGGGCGACAUCAUUCGAUGGACGCUCCCGAUCGAGAUCCUUGAUUCCGUGUCCGAUGCCACACCGUCCGCUAUUCGAAAGGCGCGAGAUGAUGGUUUCAUCGUGGAGGUGUGCUACACGGCCAAGGAGCUUGCCGCGCGUAUACCAAAGGCGGAGGAGCUCGGACCGACGGGUCUGUUCGAUGCGUAUGCGGUCGCGAGCAACAUGACGCCGAGUGUGAACGAUUUCGGCCGCGAAGUCCUGCGCGAGGUCGCGAGCGCCGAUGAUGCACCGGAAACGCGAAGAGCGGCCAAGGGUGUGAGCGUCUCAUUCGCCGCCGUGGAGCUGGAAGGCUUCGGGACGUUUCAAUCAACCACGCGGUACGCGCUCGGAUCGAGAGGCGUGUGCGUGGUCAUCGGCGAAAAUCGCACGGACACGUGCUCAGACUCGAACGGGGCGGGCAAGACGACGCUCGUCAUGUCGCCAAUGUGGGCACUCACAGGACAGAGUGAUUUAAGGAUAGACGGCGCGGGGUCGGGUAAAUCACUGACGAAAUCUGACGUCGUCAACGACUCGACCAAGUUCGGUCGGGUUCGUUUGGAGGGGCAUUUGAACAAUGGAGUUCCCUUCUGGGUCGAGCGCAAGGUGAAUAGAACGAAACUCGUCAGUCUGAAGUACGGUAUCAAUGGUGAGGAGAAGACGAUGGCGGAGUCUAAGCUGACGCAACAGGGCAUCAACGACGAUCUCGGCGCAGAUGUCAUUGCCAACACGACGUUUCACGGACAACAUACCGUCGGCGCGCUCUUGGAUGCGAACGACGCGACGUUGAAGGCGGCUUUGGGUAAACUUGUUGAAGCCGACACAUGGACAAAAGCGAAGGACAUCUCGAGGAAGCGGGUGAGCGAGAUCAAGGGGACGAUGAGCGCCAUCUCUGCCGAGGUCAAGGCCAGAGAGGAUUACAUCGCUCGCACGCGCAGUCGUCGCGACCAAGCGCUCCGAGAGAGCGAGAGUUGGGAACAGCAGCGUCGUCGUCGAGUCUCGGAGCUCGAGGCGAGCUCGUCGGCGGCGUCAAGAACGUUCACGCACUUCCUAUCAAUGACGAAUCACUUUUUACAGAGACUACAGCGCGUCGGUGAGGCACUCGAGGUGACUUCGUCGCAGGCGGAGGGCGUGAUCGACUUGUCGAGAAACAAUUCGGCAAACGCGGCGAAGAUGUUCGAGGUGAAAGAAUCGGAGUUAGAACACAAGAUGGGUGUCAUCGAGGGGGAGAUUGAACGACUGAACGCCGCCGUGCGCGAGUGGCAGGCGAAGGAAGCGAGCGCCGGAGCCGUCGGGCGACAGUGCCACACCGCGGUGGGCAUGUUCGUCGGCGCUGACGGCGGCGCGCACUCGCAUCCAAACGGCGUGGGCACUUGCGAUCGCUGCUUACAGCCCAUUGAUCCGACGCAUCACAAGCAAACCUUAAUCAAAUUGAAGGACGAAGCCCGCAAGGCGGCGUUGGAACACGGUCAGACGAUUAAGGAACUCGAGCGCGCAGUGGAGGCGCUCAAUAGAGCGAUGGAGGGGAGACGCAAACUCUACGACGACGCAGCUUUGGCGAGGAAAGCCGAACGGACACGCGUUGAAUCGAGCGCGACCGCCGCGUCAAAUGCCACGGAUCAACUGAGGCAAGCACAGCGAUCUCUGAGCAUCGUCGGCGCCGCGGUGUCACGUGCGGAGAUGCUCUUAAAUUCUGCUCCCGAAGACGCCGUGCGAGAGGCGUUGACGAUGUCUCUGGACGACGCGUUUACGGCGCCAGCGGCGCUGUCCACACCGAAGGAUUCGCCAUCGAAGAUUUUGGCCGGGAUGAAUCCGGAUUUGAUGGGCGUCACAUCGUCCACGCAGUCCAGCGCGACGAAGACGAUGAUCGUGGAUGCCGAGCGCAUGAAUGUUAACGACGUUGAAUUCGUGCGUCGAUUGGUGAAGAGCGCCGAAGACAUCAUCGUCGACGGCGAGCGCGCCGCUCGCGAGGCCUCGCGAAGACUCCAAGAGCUGAACGAGUUUGCGUCCACGGCACACACGAAUCCGCACGCGAGUGCGCUCGAAGAAUUGGACGCGCAGCUCGCGAGCGAGUCGGCGUCGCUCGAGACAAGAGUGGAGGCGCUGAACGAAACUAGCGAACUUCUCGCGGUCGCCCAAGCCGCCGACGCGGCGUUCGGGACGAAGGGGAUCCAGAGUUAUCUUUUCGAGGGUGCGCUUGGCGAUUUGAGCGCGCGCGUGCGUCAGUAUAUGGAUGCGCUCACGGGUGGCGCGUUGUCGCUCGAGCUUCGUCCAGCUGGUGCCGGCUUUGCGGCGGACGUCGACGAGACGAGCGAUGAGACCGACGACAGCGAUGCGGACGACGACAGUGAGAAGAAGAAGACGCGUAGACGAAAGAAAGCACCAGAACCGCCAAGCGCGAGCGCGGCGGAGCGUAUUGAGCGCGUCAUACACGCCCGUCGCCACGACGGCGUCAUGGUCCCUCGAUCACUUCGGCAGUUGUCCGGUGGCGAGCGACGACGAGCCGCACUCGCGCUCGCGCUCGCGUACGCCGAUCUCGCCUCCGAACGAUGCGGUGUUGCGUGCGACACCUUGGUUCUAGACGAAGUCGUGCAACACCUCGACGCCGAGGGCAUUUCUCGCGUCACCAGCCUCUUGCGAGCGCUCCCGAAGAAAACGGUUCUGUUGACGAGCCAAGCCGACAGCUCCACCGCGCACUUAUUCGACGUCGUGGACAAAGUGGUGAAGGGCGUCCAAGGUUCGUCCGUCGCGAUCGCCUCGGGAGCUGACGUCGAUUGGGAGGAGGAGUUGAACGCCUCCGAGCGCGCCUGA
Molecule: messenger RNA, 3807 nt
Organism: Ostreococcus tauri
Lineage: Eukaryota; Viridiplantae; Chlorophyta; Mamiellophyceae; Mamiellales; Bathycoccaceae
Product: P-loop containing nucleoside triphosphate hydrolase
Exons: 1
Coding region: 1-3807 (1268 amino acids)
Molecular function (GO): hydrolase activity
Source: RefSeq, a predicted model, not a curated record